This is a messenger RNA of Cokeromyces recurvatus, 1973 nucleotides long. Its product is annotated as apoptosis-inducing factor, mitochondrion-associated, C-term-domain-containing protein. Bases 61 to 1878 code for a protein of 605 amino acids. Gene Ontology annotation, molecular function: NAD(P)H oxidase H2O2-forming activity; protein dimerization activity; FAD binding. Gene Ontology annotation, cellular component: mitochondrion; cytoplasm. Lineage: Eukaryota; Fungi; Mucoromycota; Mucoromycetes; Mucorales; Mucoraceae. The transcript has 5 exons. Gene Ontology annotation, biological process: mitochondrial respiratory chain complex assembly; apoptotic process. The record is from RefSeq and is a predicted model, not a curated record.
AAUCCGUCAAAUUCAAUCACAGUUGUUGUUAUACACCUUGUCUUUUCUUAUCAUUUCAAAAUGAACUUUUUAAAAACUACAAGACAUUCGAUACGCUUCGCUCAAAAAAGAGGAUUGGUUAAAUUACAACUGACAGAGGGUCUUAGAACAACUUCAUUGCGUCCUUAUUCCUCAACAUCACCUGUUCAUGCACAUCAUGUUGCUAAAAAAGAAAGUAGUAACAUUCCAUGGGUUAUUGGUUCACUUGUUGUUUUUGGUCCUCUUUUGUUCAAGUUGACUUCUCCGCCACCUCCAAAGAAGAAGAAUUUACAGUCAAAUGAACAUCAUAAUGUACCUGCAGUAACCCCACCUGUCAUUACUCCUAAAGAAGAAGAAGACAAAGAAGAAAGUAAGACAGGAGACAAGAAAGUCGAGGAAAUUAAGCCUGUUACUGUAAAAGAAGUACAGAAGCCUUAUGUUCUUGUAGGCGCUGGUACAGCUUCAUUUGCUGCUGCUCAAGCUAUAAAAGAGAAGGAUCCUAACGCUAACGUUAUUAUUAUUGGUAACGAAGGUUAUGCGCCCUAUAUGAGGCCUCCUUUGUCUAAAGAACUUUGGUUUUCAAACGAUCCUGAAGUUGGCACAAAGUUACUUUUUAAGGAUUGGUCUGGUACUGAAAGAAAUGCUAUUUAUCAAGAUAUUUCAGAAUAUGAAGUCAUUCAAGAUGCUUCUGGAUCAGAUCUCGAAACACCCAAAAUUAAGCUGUUGUUAAACAAAACAGUUACAAAAUUAAAUGUAGAGGAUCAUACAGUAACCUUAGAUGAUGGAAGUAUGAUUUAUUACAACAAAGUUUUAUUAGCUACUGGUGGUGAGCCAAAGAAACUAUCUAUUCAAACUAAUAGUAAACAUAUUACAACUUUCCGUAAUGUUUAUGACUUUCAAAAAUUGGACAAAAUUGCAAAGGAUGGUGCUCAUAUAGCUGUAGUUGGUGGUGGUUUCCUUGGAUCUGAACUUGCAGUGGCCCUUGCUCAUCGAUCGACGAAAGAGAAUUUGAAGGUAACUCAAAUCUUCCCUGAAGAUGGUAAUAUGGCCAAGGUAUUCCCUGGCUAUCUUACCAAAUGGACUACAAGCCGUGUUCGUAAAUUAGGAGUAGAUGUUAAAGAAAGGAGUCGUGUUGAGUCAAUUGCUAUUACAGAUGAUGAUAAGACAAGUGUUAAGUUAAGUAAUGGUGAAUCCCUAUUGGUUGAUCAUGUUAUCGUGGCUAUCGGUAUCGAACCUCGAGUUGAUUUAGCCAGGGAUGCUGGUCUCGAGAUCGAUGAAGAGCGUUUAGGCGUAGUUGUCAAUGCUGAACUUGAAGCACGUAAAGAUGUUUAUAUUGCAGGUGAUAUGGUUUCUUUUCAUGAUGUUCAACUAGGACGUCGUCGUAUUGAACAUCACGACCAUGCUGUUUUAAGUGGUCGACAUGCUGGUGAAAAUAUGGUGACUAAUAAGGGUCGUGCUUAUGACCAUCAGUCUAUGUUUUGGUCUGAUUUAGGUCCUGAGAUUGGUUAUGAGGCUGUUGGUCUAAUAAAUUCUCAAUUAUCGACUGUUAGUAUUUGGGCUAAAGCAUCUGCUAAUGAUACACCUGCUGCUGCUGCUGCUUCUGCUGCCACUACUACAGCUGAAUCUGUUACAGAAGAGGUUUCUAAAGCCACUGCUAAUAAACAAGAAAAUCCAUUCAAGGAUGAAAAGUUUGGAAAAGGUCUUGUCUUUUAUGUUCGUGACCAAAAGAUUGUUGGUCUUGUUUUAUUCAACGUAUUUGGAAAGGUUCAAGAAGCUAGAAAUAUAAUUAAUGGAGGCUAUACUACAGAUAAAAUUGAUAGUCUUGUAAAGCAAUUUGAUCUUUAUUCCAAAGAUCCUUAAAUAUAAAUUUUAUUGUCAUUUUUUUUUUAAAAAAAAAAUAUAUUCAAUAUGUAUCUUUUUUUUUAUAUUUGUGUAUAUAUGUAUCAGUUAAUUUU